CUAUUAUCCAUCCCGUCAGAAAAGAUAUCGUGUCGCUAACUAUUUGGUAAACGACGUUUGACUGCCUUUCUCGAACUUGGGGUGUUUUUAUCUUAUAGGAAGGCGGUAUGUGCGGUGUCUGAGGAUUUUGCCUACCUCUCAUCAGUGCCUUAAGGCUCAGGUCCCAAACCGAAGGUACUUGCACUUGAUUCGUGUACACCGCGUCAAGACUUGUCUCAUACGCUGCUUUUCCUCCUUGUCCGGCCCUGGUUGUCUGUUUAAUUAUACCAGGAACUUGUUGCACCGGAAAUCUAAACCACUUUCACUCUUUAUCAUUCGUGUGCCUCUCAGUCUGGGUUCAUUCGUUGUUCAGCACAUACCGCGCAAAGCCACGACAGAAGGAAACAGAAAAGAAAAGGCUCUCCCGUUCGAAUGUCGCUCUUCGGGAACGUCGGCGCUACGUCGACUACAGCUGGUCAAACAAACACCACAGGCGAUAUCUCCAAAGAUGUACCGCUCAACUCGCCGCCCGAAGAUGGCAUCUCUGAUCUUCGGUUUUCUCCCGCAAGCGAACAUCUCGCGGUAGCUUCGUGGGACAAGAAGGUCCGCAUCUACGAGAUCAACGAACAGGGUCAGAGUGAGGGGAAAGCUCUUUUUGAGCAUGAAGCUCCAGUCUUAAAUUGCUGCUGGUCACCGGAUGGAACGAAAGUUGUCGGAGCUGGCGCCGACAAAGCUGCACGCAUGCUGGACCUCGCAGCCAACGCUACUACUCCCGUUCAAGUCGCUGCCCACGAUGCUCCUAUCCGGUGCUGUCAUAUGAUUCCCAACCCUGCUGGAAACUCUUCUCUUCUUGUGACUGGUUCAUGGGACAAGACCGUCAAAUACUGGGACCUGCGGCAAUCCACCCCUAUUGCGACGGUUGAGUGCCAGGAACGUGUCUACACCAUGGACGUCAAGAACAAGCUGCUAGUGGUGGGAACGGCAGACCGAUACAUCAACAUCAUCAAUCUUGACAAUCCCACCAAGUUCUAUAAGACCAUGCAGUCACCACUCAAGUGGCAGACGCGGGUAGUCAGCUGCUUUACGGAUGCCACUGGUUUCGCUGUCGGUAGUAUCGAAGGACGUUGCGCCAUUCAAUAUGUUGAGGACAAGGACUCUAGUUCCAACUUCAGCUUCAAGUGUCAUCGCGAAACUCCUCCAAACCAACGAGAUAUCAACAACAUUUACUCGGUGAAUGCCAUUUCCUUCCAUCCGGUCCACGGCACAUUCAGCACCGCAGGUAGUGACGGUACCUUCCAUUUCUGGGACAAGGAUGCCAAGCAUCGUUUGAAGGGAUACCCGUCUGUGGGAGGCACGAUCUCCAGCACCGCCUUCAACCGCAAUGGCAACAUCUUUGCAUAUGCCGUCAGCUACGAUUGGAGUAAGGGAUAUUCAGCGAACACGCAACAACUUCCCAACAAGGUGAUGCUCCAUCCAGUAGCGCCAGAGGAGGUGAAGCCAAGACCUGGUACGCGGAAGAGGUAGAGGGGAGAAAAAACUGGCCUGUUCGAUGGUGAUAAUCGGGGAGGGGACAACCGGGCCUGGCUUUAUCCUGAGUAAACGGCCAACCAUGAGCCCUUGAUGUAUGAUGACGGGCUCUGGUGAGCAGUCUUGGGUGUUUCAACCUGAGGCCUGAAUUCUCUGAAUGUUCUGUUUCUCUCUGUUUUAUUCGUGCCUUUCCCCAUGUAUCAUAUGAGCGAUUCGUCAUUGCUUUUUCUUCUGGGAUGGGUUUUCUUUUUCUACUAUCUCGGAAUGACUGAGGAGAGUAGAUCAACUUGCGGCAAGAUCGGAGUCUUCCGUUGUCGAAGGAGGGUACAGGCGUAAAAAUCUACAACGAAGAAGAAAGGAAGCCACGCUACUUAGAAUAUUACGACGAUAAUUUUCGAGCAACC
Aspergillus novofumigatus IBT 16806 is the source of this 1910-nucleotide messenger RNA. RefSeq names its product putative nuclear pore complex protein (SonA) (gene sonA). Gene Ontology annotation, molecular function: ubiquitin binding; RNA binding. The transcript has 2 exons. NCBI's taxonomy places the organism in Eukaryota, Fungi, Ascomycota, Eurotiomycetes, Eurotiales, Aspergillaceae. The record is from RefSeq and is a predicted model, not a curated record. Gene Ontology annotation, biological process: transcription-dependent tethering of RNA polymerase II gene DNA at nuclear periphery; RNA export from nucleus. Bases 412 to 1503 code for a protein of 363 amino acids. Gene Ontology annotation, cellular component: nuclear pore.